AUGAGCAAUAAUGAGGAGGAUAAUAAUGAGACGAGAUUCCUUGGAGACCUGUUAUCAAAUGCCAAUACACCUACAGGUUAGUUUUUUUGUUUUGGAAAAAAAUUUGGGCGGGAAAAAUUGAAUUUCAAAAAAUUUCUGAAUUUUUUUUAAAGCAAGAUUUUUCUGGAAUUUAAAAUUUGAUGAUUGAACAUUUUUUUUUAGUUUUCCAAAAUUUUCGAGAUCAAAAAUCCACGUGGCAACAUUUUAGUCUGAAACUUUGACGUGAAAAAUACUUUUUUGAAACUGAAAAUUUCAAAAUCAAAAAUUAGAAACCAGAUUUUAUUUAGGGCUGAAAAUCCACGUGGCAACAUUUUUUCGAAACUGCAAAUUUUUUAGAAAUCAAAAUUAAUGGCCAAAAAAAUCUACGUGGCAAAUUUUUUUCACAAUUUAAAAAUUCUGAUUUUUUUGGUGAAUCUCCAAGAUUUUUGAGGAUUCUAAAUAUUUAUAAUUUAGAAAAUAUCAAUUUUGUAUAACUUAAGAAAUGAAAAAUCCACGUGGCAACAUUUUUUCUAGAAUUUUUUCAUGUGAAAAUUUGAAAUCCGAUUUUUAUUGAAAAUUUGAAUUUAGAAUUCAGGUUUAAAAAUACACGGGGAAUAUAAAAAUCACACAUGGAAUAGUUUUCGAAACUGCAAAUUUUCAGACAAAAAAUUGAAAAUCUGAUUUUAUCCAAGACCAAAAAAAUCCAUGUGGCAAUUUUUUUUUACAAUUCAAAAAUUUUGAAGUUUUUUUGCCACGUGUCAAUGAUUUCUCUGACUCCUGAAAUUUUAUUUUUUCAAAUUCAAUUUAAUUUGAAGAAAACCGAAUUUUCAAUUUUUCAAACAUUCGGCUUGGGAAUUUUUUUUUGCUGAAUUUAUUCAUUGAAAAUCCACGUGGCAAAAUUUCUGAAAUUUGAUUUCAAAAAAUUUAUUGAAAAUCCACGUGGCACAAAUUUUUUCAAUAAAAAAUUACAAAUUUUUUCUGAUAAAAAUUCACGUGGCACUGAAAUUAAUUUCCCAUGUUCAGUUUCAAAAAUCACAAUUUUCAACUGAAAAAAAAAUCGGAUUAUUUUUUGAAUUUUUUUUCACCGACCAAACUGCGAUCAGACCGCAUUUUUGAUUUUUCCAAAUUUUUUGGUGUCAAAAACUGUUCAGAAAUUUGUUUACCACCUUUUUUCUUUUUCUGCAGAAAAAAAAAAUAAACGACGAAAACAAAAACAAAAACAAAAAAAAACAAGUACAAAAAUGAAUCAUUUUCUAUUUUUUUUCUAUUUUUCUGCUGCUGCUGCGCAAUAAAAAUAAAAUAUUUCCUGAUAAGCCUAAUUUUUAUAUGCACAUUUUUUUCUCAAAAAUUUCAAAAAAAAAUAUAUUUUUCUUCAGAUAGCACAUCAUCGCCCGAAGAAAUGCAACAGCGACAGAUUUAUUCGAAAGGAUUUUUUGGUGAGUGAAACUGGUGUUUUGGACAAUUUUUGGGAGCCUGGGUAGAAUUUUGAGCCCAAAUUUUAGGCCUAUCAUAAGCCUGAAAGCCCACGUGGCAAAAAAAAAAUUGAGCCUCGGCCUAAAAAUUAAGCCUUGAGCCCAAUUAAGCCUGAAAAAGCCUAAAAACUAAGCCUAAGCCUGAAAUCUAAGCCUUAAUAAGCCUAAUUUUAGGCCUGAAUCUGAAUCUGAUCUUUUUUUUUUUCUCAAAGCCAAGCCCAAACCAAGAUUAAUCUCAAGUUAGCCCAACUUCAAAAGCCAUUGAGCAUUUUUCAAUUUUUGAAUUUUUUUUUCUUCAAUUUAAUUUUGUGAGCCUAAACUUAAGCCUAACUUUGGGCCUAAGCCUGAGUUUUAGCCUUAAAAAAGUUAAGCUCAAUUUUAAGCCCAAAUUUUGUUUGUUGAUCUGCCAAAAACCCUACAGUAACCCGUGGCACGAGAUCUGAAAUCACUUUUAUUUUUCAAAUUUCCAACAUUUUUUCUCCAAAAUUGCGUGAUAUCAUUGAACUUCCUACUUUUUCCUGAAUCCAAACUCCAAUUUAGCCUAACUCUUCUCAUGUUCUGCUGAAUUACACUGAACAACAAAACAAAAAGGUCAUAUUAUUCGUAAUUAGAGAAAAGUGCAACAUUUCCCCCCUUAUUUUUUUUUUGCUUGCUUGAAAAAAUGAAAAAAAAAGUGAGUAUGAGAGUCUUUCUCUCUGAAAAUUGUGGGCGGAGCUAUGAAUUUUGCUCGCGCACGUCGAAGCAGAGAAAAAAAGAGAAGCUGAAGCAGAAGCUGUGCUUGUUGGCUCAUACGACACACUUUCGAAAUUUCUUGGCUCUGAAAAAUUUCCUGCUUUCUGAAAUUAUUUUUAUUUAUUUUUUGAUUUGGCCUAGAUGAAUUGUCAACAACAAGUUUUUUGGGUGAGAAAAAGUUUAUGAAAAUAAAAUUUUUAAAGGCGCAUUUUGCACCUCUGGAUUACAGUAAUCAAAAUUGGGUGCACAAUAUUUUUUGAUCUACAAAAAAAAAUUUUGUGAUAUUUUUUCUGGCCCGGAAAACUACAGUAACCUACCUGCUUGAGGGUUUUGAUCUACCAGUUUCUAGAACUGCAAUUUUAAAGGCGCAUUUUGAACCCUCUAGAUUACAGUAAUCAAAAGUGGGUGCACAAUGUUUGAUCUUCAAAAUUUCGGGAAUUUUUUGAAUGUUUUCUGGCCCCGAAAACUACAGUAACCUACCUGCUUAAGGGUUUUGAUCUACCAGUUUUUUAAAAAUCUAUUUUUUGACCUAGGAAGAUUCUGGAACUACAGUAAUAAAAAAUUGAAAUUUUCACAGCUACAGUAACCCAGAUUCCUGACACGAAAUCUGAUUUCAUUUUAUUUUUCUCACAAAAUUUUCAAAAUUAAUUUCAGAAUUGCGUGAGAAAGUGAUUUCAUUUUCCAAAAAAAAAACAAUUUUCCAAUUUUCCAGACGCUCUCCGCGCAAUUCAAAACGUCAACAAUUUCGAAUUCCGGCCUGCCACAUCACCAGUCAUUCCACCAUUAGGAACACCGGGAACUGGACAAUCAGCCAUCACACCAGCCACUGCCAAGUGAGAUUUUUAGAUUUUUGAGCUUCAGAGGCUUCAGAGAGCUUCAGGAUUCUGAGCUUCAGGAUUCUGAGCUUCAGGAUUCUGAAUUUCAGGAUUCUGAGCUUCAGGAUUCUGAGCUGUAGAUUUUGAACUUCAGGAUUCGAGCUUUAGGAUUUUGAACUUCCGGAUUCUAAGAUUCAAAUUUGGAGUUUCAGAUUUGGAGCUUCAGGAUUUUGAGCUUCAGAUUUUGAAUUUCAGGAUUCGAGCUGCAAAUCUAUCAUUCAGAAAUUGAGCUUCAGGAUUCUGAGCUUCAGAUUCUAAGCUUCAGAUUCUAAGCUUCAGAUUCUAAGCUUCAGGAUUCUAAGCUUCAGAUCAUAGAUUUCCAGCCCGCGAAAAACUAGAAAAUAUUUUCUAAAAAUAACUUUUCCCCCGAAGCACACAAAUGUCAAUUGGAUUAUUUUGAUUAAAGAUUUCUAAUCCAAUUUUUCUGAAUUCUGAGUUUUGCUCGGAAAAAUAAAAAAUCUAAAAUUCUUCCAGUGACAUGCAACAAAUCAUGCUCUCGCUGCUGGGCACACCAAUCGUUGGCUCCACCCAAACAUCCACCAAUUCCACAAAUCCACCACAAUUAUUGGCUUCACCAACUGGAAGCCUUUCUCUUGAUAGUGAUAUGUAAGUGUUUAGAGAGAGGCUGAGAGAGAGAGAGAGAGAGAGAGAGAGAGAGAGAGAGAGAGAGAGAGAGAGAGAGAGAGAGAAAACAAGAUGACUCAUCUUUCCUUCUUCUUAUUAUUAUGCAAACAAACCACACGGCGUGUUGUUGUGAUGAAAUUUAUUCGCAAGUCUUGAUGAUUCAUAGGAGGAGAGGAAAAAGAGGAGAAAAAAGAAACAAGCGAAAAAGAUUAGCGCGCGCGGAAAAUACCUCAAUAAAUUAGGAACUUUUGAAAAAAAAAACUAUGAUUCAAGUCGGAAAAAAAAACAAAAAAAAUUUUUUUGACAAAAAGGAUCCCGAAGUAUCUUGGGUCUUGAACCGAUCUACAGUAAUCCGGGAACACUGUAGGUACAGUACCCUUUGUCAAGUUAUAUUUUAAAAGGAGAUACACUCGCUCCGCUCGAGCCGCGUUCGCGGAAUUUUGAUCUACACUCGCGCCAGGCCUAUCCCGAUAUAUCUUGGGUCUUGAACAGAUCUACAGUAACCCGGGAAUACUGUAGGUACAGUAUUUUUUGUCCAGUUAAAUUUUGAGUGUAGAGCGAAAUUCCGCGAACGCGGCUCGAGCGGAGCGAGUGUAUGUCCCUUUAAAAUUUAACUGGGCAAGGGGUACUGUACCUACAGUAUUCCCGGGUUACUGUAGAUCGGUUCAAGACCCAAAAUAUUUCGGGACGCUGGAGUUCGUCACUUACAGUAUUUUUCGAGCGGAGCGAGUGUGUGUCCCUUUAAAUACUCUCCGGGUUACUGUAGAGGUUCUCAGGAGUACUGUAGACCCUUUAAACACUUCGAGCGCCUUUAGCGCGAGUGUAGAUCAAAAUUCCGCGAACGCGGCUCGACACAAUAUUUUCCAGGCUCAAACUCUAUGCGUCGGCAGUUCUUCCCGGUCCACCUAUCCUCCCACUGCCAUCACCAACCAUCACCAAAUCCACCACAAACAUCGAACCGCCCGCCGUUACAACUACAGUACCCUCAGUAGCGGUCACGGCGGCCGCCUCAACUUCUCGCCCCGACAAAUUGAAUCUACCGCCCGUUGCUCAGGUUAGUCGCCUAUUGAAAAUGGGAAUUGUUUUGUUUUGUUUGUUUAUUUUAUUCGUGUUUUACGUUUUGUCAAAACCUAGAUUUUAUUGAUUUUUCGAGUUUUUCUGGCCAAAACAAAACAAAAUUUUGUUUUCAGCAAAUCCCAAAAAUGGAACAAUAUCAAAAUUUGUCCAGCGAUGAUUCUGAUAGCGGAUAUACACGAAGUUCCUCAAGAAAUGCGAAUUCCAAAGAGUAA
Molecule: messenger RNA, 5010 nt
Organism: Caenorhabditis angaria
Lineage: Eukaryota; Metazoa; Nematoda; Chromadorea; Rhabditida; Rhabditidae
Source: the annotation of a GenBank genome assembly